Callorhinchus milii (elephant shark) is the source of this 2355-nucleotide messenger RNA. RefSeq names its product meprin A subunit beta. Gene Ontology annotation, cellular component: membrane. Gene Ontology annotation, molecular function: zinc ion binding; metalloendopeptidase activity; protein binding. Gene Ontology annotation, biological process: proteolysis. Lineage: Eukaryota; Metazoa; Chordata; Chondrichthyes; Chimaeriformes; Callorhinchidae. The record is from RefSeq and is a predicted model, not a curated record.
AUGGACAUCGAUGGUGGGGUCAAACAAGACAUAUUUGAAAUUAAUCAAGAAAUGGACAUCGAUGGUGGGGUCAAACAAGACAUAUUUGAAAUUAAUCAAGACCUGGGGCUGAAUCUCCUAGAGGGCGACAUUAAAGUUAACAAGGCAUCCCACAGAAGGAAGGUUGGGUUUGGCCUGUGGCCAAAGACCAUCCCAUACUACAUGGAGAAUAAUCUAGAACUGGGUAUCAAAGGUCUUAUCAUGAAAGCUUUUGAACAGUACCGUCUGAAAACCUGCAUUGAUUUUAAACCUUGGGCAGGAGAGAGAAACUACAUCUCAUUUCAAGAUAGUGAUGGGUGCUGGUCCUUCAUUGGCAACCAACAAAGAGGGAAACAGAAUGUGUCACUUCAGCUGAGCUGUAACGAGAUUGGCAUCGUAGAGCACGAGAUCCUUCAUUUCCUGGGAAUGAUUCACGAGCAAUCCAGAGAUGAUCGUGACGACUACAUCACAGUCAUUUGGGAUCAAAUUCAAACUGACAAAGUCCAUAAUUUCAACAAAUUCAGUGCAACACUUAUGUCUAAGCUGAACGUACCGUAUGACUACAUGUCUGUGAUGCAUUAUGGUGGCACCGCAUAUUCCAAAGACAAUAACCUCACCAUACUCACCAAAAUCCCGGAAUUCAACAUGUUGAUCGAACGCAUGGAACUCAGUGAUCAGGAUGUUCAGAAAGUCAAUCAACUGUACAACUGCACCUCUUCGCUCACCUUUUUAGACAGUUGUGAUUUUGAAGAGCCAAACAUUUGCAGCAUGGUUCACAGCUCAGCAAGUGUCAUUGCUUGGCGUCACAUCAGACGUGAGACCAACUACAACAAAGGGAACAAGUGUAACGGUUUUGGCAACUUCAUGUAUUUCGACACCAGCACAGGGAACAUAGGAGAUCGAGGCUUUUUGAAAACCAGGACAUAUCUCCCGAAGAGAACAUUUCAGUGCUUGCAAUUCUACUAUUACAAAAAUGGGAGUGAAGAGGAUCAGCUGAACGUUUGGGUCAAAAUAUAUGACAAGAUUAACAGACGUGUUAACUCAACAAACGUCCAAACUAUUGGAGGCACAGAGUUCGGCUUUUGGCAGCUUCACCACAUCAGCCUGAACGCCACCAGACCAUUCCGCAUCGUCUUCGAAGGAGUGAAAGGCAGCAACAAUUCGAGCGGAGGCAUCUCCAUCGACAAUGUGAACCUGUCAGAAACCAAGUGCCCCACCCACAUGUGGCACAUCACAGAUUUCAACAGACUAUUGAGAACGAGCCCCUCAGGGAAAGACGGAAGAAUCUUUAGUCCCAAAUAUUACUCCAGCGAUGGAUAUGCUUUUCAAAUUGUGCUGUUUGUGAACGGUACAAAGCAUAUCCCGUAUCACCUCUCUGUCUUUCUGUUUCUAAUCAGCGGACUUUACGAUAACAGCCUGCAAUGGCCUUGUCCUUGGAAGCAAGUCACCAUAUCUCUCAUGGACCAGCAUCCAGAUAUCCGACACCGUAUGUCUAACCAACGCAGCAUUAUUAUGGAUCCCGAGGAUGUCAUAGACACAGGUAAUCAAACAUUCGCGAGAUGGGAUAGACCGGAUAAAGUAGGAACACGGAUAAAGGGCCCUGAUGGCAUUGAAUAUCGCAUUGGGGAAGGAAAAGGGUCAUCGAUGUACAUAUCCCACCAGAGACUGAGAAGCAGAGACUUUAUUAAGGAAGGCAAUGUUUUUUUCCUUUUAACCUGGGAAGACAUAUCGCACCUUUUAACAUAUCAAUCCAAACCCUCACCACCUACACCCACCGUGCCUCCAGGCUCCAAACCGAAUGUUUCUGUGUUGUGCGUUGAUUUUGAAUGUCAGAACGGUGGUGUCUGCAUUGUGGCAAAUGGGAAACCUGUUUGCAGGUGCCCAGCGGGCAAUGGUUGGUGGUUUUCGGGCAAAUACUGUAAUAUGUACGGGAAGAAAGAGGACGCCAUUAUAAUGGCAGUGUCCUCAGCCUUUACUGUGUUCAUACUAAUGGUGGUGUGCACACUGGUCAUCAGCCUCUCCCUAAAGCAGAAAUACCAGAAGGAAAUGAGAAAAAAUAAACAAGGAAAAAUAUUUAUAAAUGACAUCCGCGUUAUAACCCAUUUGUAAUGUAAUCAUCGGUGGUACAAUAUCUCAAGACCUGCUCACAAAGUAAAGGAUGUUUCCAACCUGGGAGGUUUACUCAAAAUUAAUGAGAGAAGUAUAUUCUUUUUUUUAAAAAAUUAUAUUACUCAACUUCUGUAUUUCCCAUUCAAAUGUAUUAAACAGUAUUAAAAAGUAGUGUAGCUCAAAAGGGGCUAGUCUUCUGUAAGAAAUAAAAUCCUAUGACAAUCAUGA